Molecule: messenger RNA, 4480 nt
Organism: Charadrius vociferus (killdeer)
Lineage: Eukaryota; Metazoa; Chordata; Aves; Charadriiformes; Charadriidae
Gene: R3HDM1
Product: R3H domain containing 1
Exons: 26
Coding region: 228-3419 (1063 amino acids)
Molecular function (GO): nucleic acid binding
Source: RefSeq, a predicted model, not a curated record
CUGAUUCAAGACAACAUAGUUCUGUCCAGGACUCUACACUGGGGAUAAGGACAUGGGAGUCCUCCUGCCAGAUUCCAGAUGGUUCAUUACAACUGACAUCUUGGUUGACAACUGUGAAAAGGAACUUUGGAUUAUUUUAUUUUAUUUUUGUGGGAGACCACAAUCCCCAAACUGUAGGACAUAUCAGGUUCCGUAUUUCUUAUAGAAUUUUAAAAUAACCUUUUCUAAUGAGGAUGUCUGAUAUUCUUACUGUAAAAGAUGAAACUGAUGCAAUGAAGGGUUCAGAAGCUGAAUUUAAAGAUACAGACCCAGUUGAAAACCUUAUAAAAUCAGGAAGUCAGGAGCAGAUUCAGGCGGAAAAGGAUGAAAAUUGUCCUGAUAGCAAAAACAAUAUGCCGCGGCCAGUGCAGUCUUUUGGACAGACAGCAAAAAGGUCGAAGUCAAACACAAAGUUAAAGUUAGUUCGGAGCCUUGCUGUAUGUGAAGAAUAUCCACCACCUCCCACAGCUGAAAUAUCACAGGACCUCCAGGAGAAAAUUCAGAUCCAGUUGUCACGGUCUUUUGAAAAAGAAGAAAAGCCUGCAAAAGAUGAAACGGAAAAGGAAAAAUCCAGUGAUAAACUGUCCAGAAAAAUGUUAUCAAGAGAUUCCAGCCAAGAAUACACAGAUUCCACUGGUAUAGAUCUUCACGAAUUUUUAGUAAAUACAUUAAAAAACAAUCCCAGGGACAGAAUGACGCUGCUGAAAUUAGAACAGGAAAUUUUAGAUUUCAUUGGUAAUAAUGAAGCUCCAAGAAAAAAGUUUCCCCCAAUGACAUCUUACCAUAGAAUGCUGUUGCACAGGGUAGCUGCUUACUUUGGAUUAGAGCACAACGUGGACCAGAGUGGGAAGGCAGUCAUAGUAAAUAAAACUAGCAAUACAAGAAUACCUGACCAAAAGUUUUGUGAGCAUAUAAAGGAUGAGAAGAGUGAUGAUUUCCAGAAGCGGUAUAUCCUUAAAAGAGAUAACUCUAGUUUAGACAAAGAUGACAACCAGAUGAGAAUACGAUUAAAAGAUGACAGAAGAAGCAAAUCCAUAGAAGAACGUGAAGAAGAAUAUCAGAGAGCUAGAGAAAGAAUAUUUGCACAAGAUUCCCUGUGUUCCCAAGAGAAUUAUUUCACUGAUAAAAGAAUCCAGGAGGAAGAAACUAAUAGUACACAACAAAGACGACAGAUACUUAGAAUCAAUAAGGAAACAUCAGGGAGAUCAGCCAACAGCCAUCAGAGCAGUACUGAGAAUGAGCUGAAGUAUUGUGAACCCCGUCCCUGGAGCAGCACCGACUCUGAUAGCUCCAUCCGCAAUCUGAAGCCAGCUGUAACGAAAGCCAGCAGCUUCAGUGGGAUAUCAGUUCUGACAAGAGGAGAUAGCUCUGGAAGCAGCAAAAGCACAGGCAGGCUGUCUAAGACAGGUUCAGAGUCUUCUAGUAGUGUAGGGUCAUCCACGGGUUCUCUUUCUCACACCCAGCAGCCUCUUCCAGUGCCAGCUCUAAGCCAGCCUUCUCAUGGCACGCCUGCCGUCUAUCCAACUGUCAGCACUAGUAACUCUCUUUCCUUUGAUGGUGGCAUAAGCGGGCAAGCGGCACCUACUAGCACUAGCUUCUUUUUGCUUCCCUUGGAAGCGGCAGGCAUACCGCCUGGCAGUAUUCUGAUCAACCCGCAAACAGGUCAGCCAUUCCUCAACCCCGAUGGCACUCCAGUUGUGUACAAUCCUCCUAUGCCUCAGCAACCUGUUAGGACCCAAGUGCCUGGACCUCCGCAACAGCCACCUCUUCCCGCACCACCUCAGCAACAGCCAGCAGCUAAUCACAUCCUCUCACAGCAAGACAACCUAGGAUCACAAUUUAGCCAUAUGAGCCUUGCCCGCCAGCCACCUGCUGAUGCAGCUGAACCUCAUACUGCUAUGUUCCAGUCCACCGUAGUCCUCCAGCCCCCGCAGCAGUCUGGCUAUAUCAUCGCAGCUGCUCCACCUCCACCACCCUCUGGCCAACCAGUUUCUGCUCCAGGCUACUCGACAUCUAGCCACCCUGUCAACCAGCAAGUACUGCAGCAGCAGGGAUAUAUGCAGCAACCUGUGGCACAGAUGCCAGCUUGUUACUGUACCCCCAAUCAGUAUCCGCACUCCAGUCAACAGUACCGACCCGUGUCUGUCCAUUACAACACACAGCAAAACCAACCAUUGGCACAGCCUGGACAGCAGACAGGUUACCAGGUUUUGCCUAACCAGCAGCAAAACUACCAGGGUUUAGUUGGAGUUCAGCAGUCUCAGAAUCAAAAUCUAGUCAGUGGCCAACACAACAACGUUGGGAAUCAAAUUCAAGGUGUGAUUGUUCCAUACCCUUCAGUGCCAUCUUAUCAGGUUUCAGUGCCUCAAGGUUCGCAAGCAGUGCCCCAGCAGACAUAUCAACAGCCUGUUAUAAUUAAUAAUUUAAGUUCAUCAGUAGGAUAUUUGCAGCAUCCUGGAUCAGAGCAGAUACAGUUUCCUAGAACAUCAUCACCGUGCAACUCACAGCAGCUUCAAGGACAGCAGUGUGCAGCACCACCACCAGGUGGAGGAGUAGUAAUGAUGCAGCUAAAUAUACCUAACAAUCCUCAGCCUCGGAAUCAUUCACCUCCACAGUGGAAACAAAAUAAAUAUUACUGUGAUCAUCAAAGGGGGCAGAAGUCCACAGAACUUAGCACUUUAGACAGUGCUGCACAGCAUAGUCCUCAACUAGGUAGUCCUGUCACCUCACCGGCCCAAUCACCAGCACCAGCUCAGCUAUCAAACAUGAAGAACAUCCGUCCCACAUUAACACCUCUUUCUAUUGUGUCCCAGUUUUCCAGACCUUUUGUUCCUGGACAAGGAGAUGCCAGAUACCCAUUGCUUGGCCAACCCCUGCAAUACAAUCCACCAUCUUUAUUACGUGGACAAGUAACAAGCCAACAGUGUCAGCCUGGAAACAGACAUGGAAACAGGGGAAAGAAACCAGCAAAGAAGGCUGCUUCAGCAGAUCUUGGUGCAGGAGAACCAGUUGUGGGAAAAGUUCUAGAAAUUACUGAACUGCCAGAAGGCAUAACUCGUAUGGAAGCAGAAAAACUAUUUGGAGAACUUUUAAAAGUUGGUGCCAAGAUUCGGUGGCUAAGGGAUUCGCAGUGUCUACAAACACAGCAGCAGCAGCAGCAUCGUCGUUACUGUGGCAGUGGAGACAGUAGUGUGAACACUGAGCCAUCCAAACCUAGUGACUUGGCUUCCACUUACACGGUUCUAGCUACGUUCCCUACAAUGUCAGCUGCUCAGAAUGCGUUGAAGAAACAAAGUAGUACCUCAGUGAACAAGUUCAGGCUGAGAACAAGCAAGAAGCACUAUGACUUUCAUGUUCUGGAAAGGGCUAGUUCUCAGUAGCAGUUACAUCAGUGGACACUCAGCCUUUACUACUUCCAUGUCCUCCUCUCCUUGAUUGGCUUGAUGUUAUGGGGUUUCUGUUCUCUUCAUAGAGACUCCUGGGAUGUUUUGUCAUAUGACAUUAGCCAUUGAAGAAUAAAUAACCCAGUGAUCCAGCAAGAUGAAGAAAAAAAACUACAGAAUUAAUCCCAGACAAAAGCAAGGAAUCAUCUUUGAGACAGGCAGCUUUCUACACGGAAUGCUGUUUAAAUGCCCCCUACUUUUAUAGUAGUUUUGUUUUAUAUUUUUUGAAUUCUUGUAUCAGAUCCAAAGUUCUAUUGUACAGCAAACGUUCAUAAAAAUCCAUAUUAGAUUUGUAUUUUAUAAUCCCUUUUCACUGCCAGCACACAGCUGUCCAUUCCAAGGCAGGAACCUAAGGAUUGGUGGAGGGGAAAAGAGAACCAUUUUCAAGGAAUUACACUCAUUUUCUAGCAAACUAACCCAAAUCUUCAAGUUAACCUGUUCUUUGUCCCUUGUGUGUUUUUCUUUUUUUUUUUUUUUUAAGAAAGAAAAAACCAAUAUAAUUUUAGUAACUAAUUCCUUAGAUGGUCAUUUUCUUUUGAGAUUCAUUCAAGCAAAGUCAAAAGAAAUUACAAGUAGGUUGUACCCUUGAAGGAUUUGCUUCUGAUCCAACAAGCUUAAUAAUUAUUUAAAGGGGAAUACGAAUAGGUUACAAAGAAUGUUCACAGAAUCACAUUUUAAUAUUUCUUCUUUUUAGCAAAAGUGUGAAGAAACUAAAAUGUAUCUUCACAAGUGACAAAAUGUUUGCACUUUAAUUGUGUUCCCACCAGUAUGGAUCUCUUUCUCUUCCUUUUCACGCUAAGAUAAUUGUGUUUGAUAAGUGCUGGAAACCUUUUUAAUGGUUUAAGUUUUCAUCGUUUGCAGAUGCUCACUGGACAUUAAAGAUUCAUUGCACAUAAAUGAAACAAACUUUUUUCAAUUUGUGUAAUUUGCAAGGCUGUACAAUGUGUGCUGAUGCAAGCCUUUUUCAGUUCAAGAAAAUAAAUGUUUACAAACACAAA